Messenger RNA from Didymodactylos carnosus, 3432 nucleotides. The record is from the annotation of a GenBank genome assembly. NCBI's taxonomy places the organism in Eukaryota, Metazoa, Rotifera, Eurotatoria, Philodinida, Philodinidae.
AUGCGAACACAACUUCAAAAUAUUCUUGCUGCUUGUUCAACUUCUUAUGCAAUAGGUCAACGAUCCUUUGUAAGCAAGGAUACGCAAAUCAGAAUUCCUGUGGAAGGUGAAUCAGCUCAAUGGUCGGUGAAAAAACUUGAUAAUAGUAAAAGUGGAAAAGCCAGAAUUGAAAUUGAAAUUAAUUCUCCCAGUGAUGCAAUUAUCGGAAAAUACAGGUUAUUGUUAGAGAUACGAAAUAACCAAGAUGAAGUAUCUUUAUUUUUAUUUGAAGAAGAUAUUUACAUUUUAUAUAAUCCUUGGAAAAAGGAUGAUGCAUGUGGUUUGAAAUCAGAAACGGAGAUUGCUGAAUAUGUACAAAAUGAAAAUGGGAUUAUCUAUGGUGGUUCAUCAACGAAAACUGUUCCCAAACAAUGGUACUAUGGACAAUUUGAGGCACCAUCAUUAAUCACUGCCCUUACACUAUUAGAUAAAGCAUAUUUACCAUUGCAGAGCCGUUCUGAUCCAGCACUAAUCGUCAGAAUAUUGGCGUCAAAAAUUUGCUCAAAUCCAGGUGAUAACAAUGGUAUUUUCACGUCAGAAUUCGGUGAACAAAAUGAUCAACAACAUUGGUCAAGUAGUACUGCAGUUUUAAAACAAUAUCUUGAACAAAAUGCAAAAUCUGUACAAAAUGGAAAGGAUUGGAUAUAUGCCGCUAUUCUUUGUACAUUAUGUCGAAGUUUGGGAAUACCAUGUCGUGUCGUAACUGUGUACAAAGCAGCGUACGAUGCCGAUGGAAAUAUGUCCAGUGAUAUUCAUUGGAAUCAACGUCAACAAUCAUUAAAGCAAUUGAAUCGAGAUGUUACCUGGCCGUCACAUGUAUGGAAUGAGUGUUGGAUGAAAAGAAGCGAUUCAAAAAAUAAAAGUUGUUGGCAAGUUGUUGAUUCAACACCAGUUCGAAUGUGCGAUGGCAUGCGUCGCUGUGGUCCUUGUCCUGUGGAUGCUUUGAAAAAUGCAGAUCUGAGUCAUAGAUGGGAUUCUCCCUAUUUAUUUUCAUCAAUCAAUGGUACUAAAAUUCAUUGGCUCGUAGAACCUGAUGGUAAUAUGAAAGCUAUUGAUGUUGAAGAAGGAGUUAUUGGUGAAAAAAUUCUAACAAAAUCUUUAGAAAAUGAAAUACCAGAAGAUAUCACAAAUGAUUACAAAUCAAAAGAUGUGGAAGAACAAAAGAAUAUCACUAAAUCUUGUGGUUUGCCUGGAGGUCACGUGAAACGAGAAAACGUCAUAGAUGAAGUAAAGAAGAAAUCGCAAAAAUACGAUGUUGAUAUACAGUUAGAAAUGUCGACAGAUGUCACGAUAGGUGACGCUACAUCAUUAAUAUGGAGAUUAAAAAAUAAUUCGAAGCAAACUCGUACAGUUUCAUUAUCAAUGACAACAUUAAUGACCAAUAUAUCGGGACAUCCAUUAAAUGUAUGUAAGGAAAUAAGAAAUGAAUCAAUUAUAAUCCAGGCAGAUGAAGAACAACGCUAUGCAAUGAGAACAGAAGCAGAAGACUAUAUGAAAGAGUAUAAACCGGACAAUAAUCUAAAAAUAUACCUUUCAGCAAAUGUUGCUGAAACAGACCAGACGUUUGCGAGGGAAGAAGACGUAGUAUUUAAAGCACAAGAUAUUAUACAACCAAUAUUGAAAGAUGAUGUAGUUGAAGCUGGUAAACCAUUCACAUUACAAAUUCAAUUUAAUAAUCCGACAAAACGAUUCUUACCAAAUGGAAAGCUGCAUAUUGAUGGAUUAGGAAUAUGUCGUACAAUCGUGCUCGGACGUCCUUUACGUCCUCUUGAAAAAACAAUUUUUUCUCAACAAUUUAUUCCUACACGAAUUGGACAUGGUUUGCUUUAUGUCAAAUUUUCAUCUACUGUUCUACAUGAUUCGUCGAAAUUUAUUCCAUUGGAGGUGAUCAAAGUAAAUAAUCCGCCUUUUGCUCAAAUAAACUUUAAUCCCGGCGGCAAUAUGCGUCAAACAAAAGCAGAUGAAGAUAGCAAUUCGAAACAAAUAUUCACCACUGAAAAUGAUGCUAAAACAGAUCUUUAUAAUAGAGGAGAGACGGAAGAAUCCCAAAAACCAUCAUCAGAGAAGCACGAAGCAAUAAAUUCCGACCACAUUGGUCUAAGCACAAAUACUGACAAGAAUAUUUUACCGAAUAAUCAAAAUACUAAAGUUUCUCAUAGUAUAGUUCCCCACACAGUUACGGACGAUUCUUCAAUAAGUACUGUGACAAAAAAUAAUGAUAAAGUCGAUAAAAAAGACACCAGACCAAGUGGAAGCAACGAGACAGAGCCGACAGUCAAAGAUAAUCUCAAUAAAACGGAAUCCAUAAAUACGAGAUCGGAAACUGUUCCAAAAAGCAAGGCAGAUAAUAAGGAAUCAACAAAACCACAUGACGUCAAGCUAUCAGAAGAAAAUCAAAGCAAAAAUGUGUCGAACAAGCAUGAUGAUAAUAGUGAAAGCUUAAAUAUUCAUAAUAAACCAACGACUAGCACAGAUAAUGAUGACAAAACGAAAGAUAGAGUGACUGCUCAUCAGAAUGACAUUGCACCAAUAGAAACUGGUUCGAAGACUGAAACGAAGCCUGCAGAAAUCAAAAUCAAUGAGUUGCAUUCGAUAGUUCAUGAUAUAAGAGGAGGAAUAGUUUCGCACAAAAAAGCACCUCAAACGUCAGUAUCUCAAAAUCCAACAGAUCAAAUACCAUUGGAAAAUCAAGUGCCAGGAGAUGUCGAGACAACAACAAAAGCGUCUCAGAACAAAAACGUGUCGAACAAGCAAGAUGAUAAUACUGAAAGUUUGACUACUAACAAUAAACCAACGACUAGCACAGAUAAUGAUGACAAAACGAAAAGUAGAGUGACUGCUCAUCAGAAUGACAUUGCACCAAUAGAAACCGGUUCGAAGACUGAAAUGAAGCCUGCAGAAAUCAAAAUCAAUGAGUUGCAUUCGAUAGUUCAUGAUAUAAGAGGAGGAAUAGUUUCGCACAAAAAAGCACCUCAAACGUCAGUAUCUCAAAAACCAACAGAUCAAAUACCAUUGAAAAAUCAAGUGUCAGGAGAUGUCAAGACAACAACCAAAGCGUUUGAUGAUUCAUUAAAUGUCGAGAACUUACGACCAAGUCAAAAUCAGAUGACUGACGAUGUUGAAUCUAGUAAACACGAAGGCAAUGAUAAAUCAUCGUUUUCGUCGCCAGCGACUAACGAAACGGCAAGUGAUAAACAUAAAACGACGGAUGCGAAAGCUGAAACAAGUUUUGUCGAUGUUCCGACAAUACGAAGAAAACCAGAGAUCCGAAAAAGUACGGGGUUUGCAACUAUGCUUCGAGAGGAAGAACAAGGUGAAAAAGACAAAAUUUCUCUGGAUAGUUUGGAUUUCACUAUCCCUGAUCGUAUAAAUGAAUAUGGUUCAAAGACUUAA